AUGGCCGCGAGCGCUGGGAUCCUCUCAGGAUUUCUGUUUGGCCGCAGGCAGCCGCAGCACUCUUGCGAAGUGCAACUGACAUGCGCUCAAGAAGAGCUUGCUGGCAAACUCUGUGAAAUAGUUGGGAAGAGCAACGUCAGCAGCAAUGUCACAAUGAGGGGGUCGCGAUUGGGCAAAGGAACUGCGCUGGCUGUUGUCAAGCCAGGAUCAUUGAAAGAGGCGAUAGCAGUUCUCACAGCCUGUUCUGCAGCAGAGGUGGCAGUCUUGCCACAAGGUGCAAAUACUUCCCUCACAGGUGGUUCUGUUCCCCGCGGCGAAUGUGACAGGCCAACAGUAAUCAUCAACAUGAGAAGGCUCAACAAGAUCCUUCCAAUAGGAGCUGAUGCAAGCCAGGUGCUGUGUUUCGCAGGGGCUGGCAUUUUCGAGCUCCAGAGAGAGCUGCAGACGCAAUACAAUAGAGAUUCUCACUCGGUCUUGGGAUCGAUUUUUUUGAACCCGUCGGUCGCUGCAGGUGUGUCUUAUGGAAGUGGUGGCACACAGAUUCGGAAGGGGCCAGCCUUUACAAACCGUGCCUUGUUUUGCCGCGUCGCUAAGGGGGGUAAGGUGGAGUUGAUCGACACGCUGGGCCUCAAAGUGCAAGGUGAUGACGUCGUGUCUUUUCUGGAAUCCGCCACCAAACUGGUACCGUAUGAUCUAGAUCCAAAAUGCAAGAGAGAGGCAUCCUGGCCGAACUACCGGCAGCACCUUGUGAAGUUGGACAACAGCGUCUCGCGCUACAAUGCCGACACCAGCGGUGUUGAGUGCAAUCGCUCAGAAGGUAAAGUUCUGAUCUUGGCGACCCUGCAUGAUACGUACCCCAUGCCCAGAAAGGAUAAAGUUAUUUGGGCCUCCUGUCGCGACUUUGAAACGGCCCAGGCGCUCAAGCGACAGGUUUGCAUAUCUUCCCCAGACUGCAUGGCCAAGUCUUGUGAGUACAUCAAUCGCGAGGUCCACGACGCCGUUGACCAAGCUGGGAGGAUCCUCAUCAAGAUGAUUGAGGUCCUUGGUAUGACGAGGUUAGAGCCUCUGUGGAAUCUGAAGCUCUUCAUUGAGUCUGUACCUCUCCCGUUUGCAACCAUCAUAUGCGACAAGUUUCUGUGGUGGUUCAACGGCAUUCUACCGAAAUCGUUGCCACCAGAGCUGCAGAAGCUCACGCAGGAGUAUGACCACCACAUGCUCAUGGAGUUUGCAGAAUACACAACUGGCGAAUUGGAGACUUUGAUGUCCCGCUUGAAGAAAUUUCAAGACUCCCAGCCUGCGGGUGCUGUGUGCUUCCACGUUUGUGCGGAUGGCUCUGAAAGGCUUCGCGCAACCCUCUUUCGCUUUGCUGUAGCACCAGCAUUCCGCACAUACUGCAUAGGCCUUGGCCAACAAGGGCUUUCCAUUGAUUAUGCGCUGCCAAAGAACUUCACGCAGUACCCUGACCUUCCACCUCAAUAUCCGAUUUUCAAACGGCUAGUUUACUCUCAUUUCGGCUGCAAUGUCUACCACGAGGACUUCGUUUUCGACAAUGCAAUUGAUGUGCACGAGGCGAAGAUGGCUAUCAAGAAGGCCAUCGAACGUGUCGGUGGCAAGCUUCCUGCAGAGCACGGGCAUGGCACCGAGUAUGCUGCCCCAGCUGACAUGCAACAAAGAUGGCAAUUGUCAGAUCCCACAAACACAAUGAACCCUGGAGUUGGGGGCACCUCCUACAACAAGGGCUACGUGUAG
This is a messenger RNA of Symbiodinium pilosum, 1749 nucleotides long. Lineage: Eukaryota; Dinophyceae; Suessiales; Symbiodiniaceae. The record is from the annotation of a GenBank genome assembly.